AUGGUCACAUAUACACAUUAUGCAGAGAAUAUCAUUCAUGAUUUUUAUUUUGGAACCGGCUCCUUCUUCCUCAACUUUGUUGUGGUGACGAAGCCAUAUCUCGGUGGUGUUACUUUCGAAUCUCUUGCCCCUUCUUAUGGCACUCGUCCCUCUUGGCGAGGAGAUAAAUCUCCCCUUACAUCAGUAAGCUUUUACCUCAAACAAAUAUUUCUCUCUCCUUCGAGAAGCUUCAGGCGAUCAAAAGGGAGAUCUAGGGUUUUAAUCCAUCGACUUCAAUCAAUCCAUUUUUCCAGUUUAAUCUGCAUCAAAUCUUCUCCAAAUCAUUCUGAUCUUCUUCUCUUUACAAGAACACUAUGGCAUCUCACAAAGAGCUUUGGAGAGAUAUGCAAGGUCUUCGACUUGGACCGGAAAGGGGAAAAGUGGUUUGUUCAUGAGGAGGCUCAAGAAGAGUUUGAUAAAGAGCAUCGGCUCUGUCUUGUUGCAAAAGCGGUGAAUCCUGCUCACCAAAACCCAGCUGGUAUUAAGGCUUAUUUGCCUGGUCAUUGGGGAUUGGCCGGACAGGUUGAUUGUCAAAUUCAAGAUGAUGGUUCGGUCAAUUUCUACUUCAAGAAGAAGCAUCAUAUGAUGACGGUACUAGAAAAAGCGCCUUAUACGUAUAGAGGAUGGAUGGUUGUGCUCGAUCGAUGGUCAAACAGAGGACAUCCUACUUUUUUUCAGCACACCCUUUUUGGGUAA
Arabis nemorensis is the source of this 735-nucleotide messenger RNA. NCBI's taxonomy places the organism in Eukaryota, Viridiplantae, Streptophyta, Magnoliopsida, Brassicales, Brassicaceae. The record is from the annotation of a GenBank genome assembly.